Paramecium pentaurelia is the source of this 492-nucleotide messenger RNA. Lineage: Eukaryota; Ciliophora; Oligohymenophorea; Peniculida; Parameciidae. The record is from the annotation of a GenBank genome assembly.
AUGAAAAAUAAAAAAAAAUUUCCUAAGUCAGCUUAUUAGAGGGAAAGAUUAAAGUCCUUAUAGAAAAAAUGGAGUUAAAAACACUCCAACAUUUAUGCACCAUAGAAUGAAAGAGAAUAAGAAUUAAGAAUACCAUUAAUUUAAGUACUUUUUAAUAUGCCACUACUAAAUUAAAGCUUAUAGAAUUUAGUGAAAUCUUAACUGUUAUCUUUAUCCUGUAGAUUGGCUAUUGAUUAAGUCUUAUUGAGAAUAUAGAAAAUUUUGAUAACACAUUUUAAAUCUAGAUAUUAAACCAGAAAAUAUUAUAUCAUAAAAAUAAUACAAAUGAAUUUAAAAGACUAACUUCUCUCCCCUGGAUAUAUUAAACUCAUCAAUUUAGAUUAUAUACAUUUAUUCAAUCAUCAAACUGUGUCUGAAGAUCAUCCCAUUAAGGAAAAUAAUUAUGGUAAUAAAGAUGAUUAGAAAGUCUAUUUUAUAUAUUAGUCUAUUUGA